AUGACAACUUCCAACAAAGAAUUCCAUUUUAGUCUCUUACGCAUAUCAAUGUUGCAGCUCCUGAAAAGCCAGGGCUUCGAUAAGGCGCCAGCAACAAUUGUGGACGCUUUCGCGGACCUGUACGUGCGAUUUUUGCAGCUUUUAACACUGGAAGUGAUGAAAUUGUCCAGCAGCAGAAUGGAUGAAUUCGAAGACAUUGCACUGCAAGAUCUGUCCCAGGCACUGCUAAACGUGGGCUUACUGAAACCCAUGAAUAUGCUCGACAUCUACGACGAAAAUCCAGAUCUGCUGAGCGAUCUGGGAAUGCAGAGGUUCAAGAAUUGGUGCUUGCACAACACAAUGCCCAGCGAAGCGCGCGCUGUAGCUACACCAACGCCCGAUUUGCUUCGUCCAAGAGAUAAAUCAUCUAAACCGCUGUCAAUGAUUCCAGAAUAUAUCAACCAGCUUGACAAAACGGCUGUAAAGGGUGUUGCGUCCACAGGCGAUCCUCAAGAGGAUGGGUUGGUCGAACAAAUGAUAAAUAAUGGUGACAUGGACGAUUGGAUCCGAUUUCUGGUUCGCGAGCAACAGCUUCAGAUAGCCAAGAAAAUUUCAGCCAAAGAGGUGAAAGAUUUGAAAGCCCUGCCACCCAUUCCAGGUCUCAAGUUCUCCACACUAGUACCGAAUCCUGUUCAGGACUAUAAUGAAAUCUUACCUUCCCAGCUACAGGCCAGUGACGGCGAUGAUAAAUCCCCCAAGGAAAAAGCUCUUUUGUCGAAGAUGAUAGCCUAUCAAAAGGGUACCAGAUUGGAAAAUAUACGAUUGUCAUUCGAAGAUGAUGAAUUGUCUGCCAGUGAUGCCGACGUUGACAUUAGUGACGUGGGUUUUUUUGACGAAGAAGUAAAUCAAGAUAUUGAAAAUUUUGAGCCACUGGGGGGCAACAUGGCUCUAGAUAUGCAUGAAGAUCCUAAUUUACAUCUAGCGGAAUCAGAAAAUCUCACUGACUCAUUUCAACGGAAGGAUUAUAUGGAUCUUGGUGAUGAUAUCUUUCAAAACCAUGAGUUUGAUUUCAAUAAUUAUUGA
Molecule: messenger RNA, 1062 nt
Organism: Lachancea meyersii CBS 8951
Lineage: Eukaryota; Fungi; Ascomycota; Saccharomycetes; Saccharomycetales; Saccharomycetaceae
Source: the annotation of a GenBank genome assembly